AUGCCUGCCAUUCGCGGUUCCGAGUCCAAAAAGAAGACCCGUCGCUAUACCCGCGAUAUCGAUCAAGCCUACAGCGACCUCCACGACCCGAAUCAUCUUCGCCUAUAUAAAGACACCAAAGCCGUCGAGGAUCUCCCGGGCCUGGGCCAGCACUACUGCACAGAAUGCGCCAAAUGGUUCGAGAGUGAGCCGAACUUCUUGUCGCAUAUCAAGGGAAAACCACACAAGAAAAGAGUCCGACAAUUGAGAGAGAAACCGUACGGCCAUAAGGAAGCCGAUGCCGCUGCAGGGCUCUUCGUCGAUAAUGGGAAGGGUGUCGAGAUGCUGGAAGAUCCGAAAUCCACAGAGAUGGAUGUCGCAUGA
This is a messenger RNA of Eremomyces bilateralis CBS 781.70, 363 nucleotides long. RefSeq names its product zinc finger-containing protein. The transcript has 2 exons. NCBI's taxonomy places the organism in Eukaryota, Fungi, Ascomycota, Dothideomycetes, Eremomycetales, Eremomycetaceae. Bases 1 to 363 code for a protein of 120 amino acids. The record is from RefSeq and is a predicted model, not a curated record. Gene Ontology annotation, molecular function: nucleic acid binding; zinc ion binding.